Messenger RNA from Cordyceps militaris CM01, 885 nucleotides. RefSeq lists its product as uncharacterized. The coding region runs from base 1 to 885 and encodes 294 amino acids. The record is from RefSeq and is a predicted model, not a curated record. The transcript has a single exon. NCBI's taxonomy places the organism in Eukaryota, Fungi, Ascomycota, Sordariomycetes, Hypocreales, Cordycipitaceae.
AUGGCAGACAACAAUCCAUUCGGCCUCAAAUGCGUUUCCAAUGGUGCUCAGCUGUACGUCAACAACACCCCCUCGGCGUAUCUGGGCUGCUGCGUCAGUGACCCCAGGAUAACCGACGACGCCCUCUGCCCGCAGAGCGACAUUCGGGCCAUGACGUUUGACAAGGCCAUGUACGACAACAUCAAGCCGCAGCAGUGCGCAAAGGGCAAAUCCUCGUGGUACACGUGCGCACUUACCACUCCACCGUUUAUAGGCUGCUGUACGACCAACCCGUGUUUGAACGGCGGCUGCCCGUCGAGCAAUCUCGGGAGCGCGACGCUGAGCAGCAACCCCAAGGACGCCGCGUCCUUUAUGGAGGGCGCGGGCAAGUCGGCAGCGCCAGCGUCUUCCUCGACGGCGACCACGACCACGACCAAGGCGACCGAGUCGUCUGCCGCGCCAACCGCCUCGCCGACGCCCUCUUCGUCCGCGCCCGCCGCAGGCGACAGCGGCGGCGGUAACAACAGCAGCCACCCAGGCGUCACUGCUGGCAUCGCAGUAGGUGCCGCCGUCGGCGUCGCGGCCGUGGUGCUCGCCGUUCUCUGGUGGAUGCGGCGACGACGUGCCAAGGCCAAGCAGAACGGUGCUGCUGGUAGCGACGCCCCGUUCAGCCCGGCGACACAGUGUGCGACGCCGUCGACGCCUGCGUGGUCCGCGGGACAGUCGCACAUGGUCUCGGACUACCAAAAGUGCCCGACAGGCCCCGGCAGCCCGGUGCCGCCAGACUACUACUCGGUCGCCACGGGCGGCAAGCUGCCCGUGGAGGCGACGGAGCUCCCGGCCAACAACGUCUGCUUUGAGCUCGCCGCGGACGACGGGCCGGCGCCGCCGCCAAAGAAGCAGUAA